Molecule: messenger RNA, 1128 nt
Organism: Ordospora pajunii
Lineage: Eukaryota; Fungi; Microsporidia; Ordosporidae
Product: putative PCI domain-containing protein
Exons: 1
Coding region: 1-1128 (375 amino acids)
Biological process (GO): ubiquitin-dependent protein catabolic process
Cellular component (GO): proteasome regulatory particle, lid subcomplex
Source: RefSeq, a predicted model, not a curated record
AUGCAUGACAAUGAAUACAUCAAUGAGCUCAUCGAGGUUCUGAAGCUUCUUGGCACAAACAGAGAGCAGGCAAUCGACCACUACUCAAGAAGGGUGUUUGUGUUCAUCAAGAACAUCUCAGUGCAGGAGCUGGACACGAUUGCAUGCCAGGGCGAGCUUGAGCAGAUGGCUGUGUAUCCUAUCCUUCUUGGCGUGCUUUUUAUGAAUGGAGAUGUCUGCAGGAUCAGCAGAGUCAUUGACGACGAGCUGCUUCCGUGCCUGAUUGGAAACAAAAGGGUGCAUGACUAUUUUGUCGGGCUGAUAGUGAAGUUCUUUUAUCUUGCAAGGAAGAGCCAAGGCAUGGACUGCUCGGCACUGUUCAGUCUUCUUGUGACAAAUAGAGAGCUUGGAAACGAGCACACGGUGUCUGUGAUAACAAACUGCCUGCUCGACAUGCUUGUAAGUAACAAGAUAUUCCAACGGAUUGAGAGUGUGGUGUGCACAGCAUCUGAACAAGCAAGAUACAGCUACUACACCGGGAUAAUAUCGAUGGUCGAGGGCAUGUAUGAUGAAGCCCUGAGCAGCUUCCAUACAAGCGUGGUGCUGUCAUCGAGCAGAGGGCUUGUGGAUGCAGCAGAGAAGCGUAUUAUUCUGUGCAUGCUGCUGAACAGCAACUACAACAUACCGUACAAGUAUAAGCGGGGGCAGAAAGCAUACUUUGAGCUUGUGUCGGCAGUCAAGAGGGCGGACCUGAGGAUGUUUGAGGACGUGAUUGAGAGGAACAGGCAUGAGUAUAUUGCACAAGGCGUGUACUUUGUUGCAAGGAGGCUGACUCAGAAUGUGAUACAAGAGGGAAUCAGGAAGAUAAGCAUUGUGUAUUCGAGGAUUUCUUGCGACGACAUAGCAUGCCUGCUGGGUAUAGAUGCCGGGGAAGUUGAGUAUGUAGUGAAGAGAACGAUGAGGAAGGGGCUGGUGCGAGGACAAGUUGUGGAUGGGGUGUUCUACUCGAUGAAGGAUGCCAAGAGCAGAUGCGAUAUAGGAAUUGGUAUCCGAGACUGUGUGCACCUUACAAGAUACAUCCAGGAGCACAUGAGAUAUCCAGCAAUCGAGCCUUUGUGCUACGAAAAGAUCAUGAAGACAGGCAUGUGA